AUGAAGAACAUAUGCAACUCGAAUUGGGAAUACACUCUCCCCAGCUAUGGCGAUAGACUCAUAUCACAAGAAGAAGAUACGUACGACCCUAACGUGGACUGUAACAUCACUCUCAUUACGUAUCCACCUUAUGAUAAAUUCAAUAUCGAUUUUGAGUAUAUAUACCUGGAAGCAGCCAAUGCUGGAUGUCAUGACUAUCUUAAUCUUUAUGAUGGAGAUGUUAUAAGUAACGAGACGUUAAUUGAGCAGGUUUCAGAAAAUAUAACUUGCGGCGAUACUAGUUUUUAUUGUGCAUACAACGAUUGGUGCAUACAGAAUAAAUUGGUGUGUGAUGGUAUAAAUAACUGUGGCGAUGCUGCCGAUGAGGAAUCAUGUGAUACCUCAAGCACAAACUGGGUCGUAAUCGUUGUUGUACUUCUCGUUGUUAUACUCGCUCUAUGUAUUGGUGUGUGUGGUCUUUUUAUGUGGAUACAUCGGUAUUUUUUCAAGAAGAGCACUAAGAACACUCCGUCAAAUAUUAACUUAACAGACAUUGCUACUGAAUAA
Molecule: messenger RNA, 546 nt
Organism: Saccoglossus kowalevskii
Lineage: Eukaryota; Metazoa; Hemichordata; Enteropneusta; Harrimaniidae
Product: low-density lipoprotein receptor-related protein 1B-like
Source: RefSeq, a predicted model, not a curated record